AUGGCAGUUGAAACUUCCAAGAGCUUAUCGAUAAAGGCAAGGCUAUUUUCGGAUCGAUUAGAAGGUUUGGAAAAAUUUGUAGGGGGCGCAGACGUCGACAGAGUCAGCGCGACUUUAUGUUUGGGGGACCUAACCCGUAAAUUUCAAGAAUGUGAGGACUUAAUAGAAGCGUUUAGUGUUGAGAACGGAAAGGUAAUGGAAGUAGAGACGUGGCCAGACAUCAGCAAGCGGUAUUACAAGAUAGCCAGCAACAUUGCGAAGUUGAAUGCUCUCGACGGGAGGAACAAUGCGUCUUUAGUAGGUCAGGGAGGAGUAAUGGGCUCUUCGACUUUUGUAGAACACCAGCGUCUCUUAAAACUCCCAGUAGUGGAACUUCCAAGGUUUAGCGGUGGGCAUGAAGAAUGGUUGUCGUACAAAAACACUUUCUUGACGAUGAUCAAUUCACGCAGUGACAUGGAUAAACUGGUCAAGUUUAUGUAUUCGCGGAAUACUUUACAGGGCGAAGCGUUGAACAAGAUCUCGAUUUAUACUAUCAGCGCGGAGAACUAUGACAAGGCUUGGAAAACUCUGGUCAAUUCGUACGAGCGUUGGUGUAUUCUGAUCUCCAAGCAUCUUGAUGCAAUCCUCGACAUUCUGCCGUUGAAAACUGCUACGUCCAAGAAUUUGUCCAUAAUGGUUGACAAGGUGAAGCAGCACUUGAAUUCGUUAGAAUUUCUUGGUGGUAUGGAACCUCCCCGUAUGGUCGUUCGUUUACUUGAGAGGGCCUUACCAUCGCCCAUUCGUGAAAGAUGGGAGGACUCGCUUGCGGUGGACGAGCUCCCGAACCUUUAA
Molecule: messenger RNA, 831 nt
Organism: Copidosoma floridanum
Lineage: Eukaryota; Metazoa; Arthropoda; Insecta; Hymenoptera; Encyrtidae
Source: RefSeq, a predicted model, not a curated record